CAGCCGCGGAGCCAGCCCCAGCGCACCGAGGGAGGCUGCCGGGGGCGGCGGGCGCCCCGUCCGCUCGGCGGGGGCCGGGGGGAGGACCAUUAAGGCGAGACCUGAAAAGAUGAGUUGUUGUUAGUUUUCUGCUCACUGAAGAUAUCACUGAUCAGAAAUCUUUUCUGCUGGAUUUUGAAAACUUGCGGGGCACGACUUUGGACGUUCCCCAUUGAGAUCACGCUCUAUAUUCAUAAGCAGAAGGAGCAGGAAGAAUCUCCUGACUCCCUGAACUUCAAGGUUAUCACUAUGUUGUAUUGGUGAGCGUGCCUGAGGGGAGACAAACACAAGAGAGGAGAGACAAUUGAACAUCACCAUUGGCUGGGACCUGAAAAAAUGGUGCUGGAUGAACAGAGGAUUAGAACUUAAUUGUAAAAGGGAAAUAAAGUCUUGCCGGGCGAUUUUCUUCAUUUCUGCAUUCAUCAUGGCCCAGAUUCUCUGGCUGGCUGGUUGAUGGGACUGUCCAGCGCUUGCUGCUUGGCUUCAGUGCAGAUCCCCUGUGCCUACAGACUGAAAGACCUGGGAUCAGGUGGGAAUUGGAUGGUGCCAAAGCCGGGAAUGGGAAGAGACAUGGACUCUGACGAGCUAAGAUGGAAGUGACUUGACAGCUUCAAGCUCAGCAGUUGUCUCCAGUAAGGACAGGUUAAGGUUGGAAUCACAAGCUUCACUGGGAGAGCAGUAUGCAGGAAGCUGGUUUUCAGGCCACAAAUGCUUUCACAGAGUGCAAAUUCACCUGCGCCAGUGGUAAAUGCUUGUAUCUUGGUUCAUUGAUUUGUAACCAACAGAAUGACUGUGGGGAUAACAGUGAUGAAGAGAACUGUCUGCUUGUAACAGAGCAUCCACCUCCAGGCAUCUUUAGCUCUGAACUGGAGUUUGUUCAAAUCAUCAUUAUAAUUGUGGUUAUAACUGUUAUGGUGGUAGUGAUCAUCUGCUUGUUGAACCAUUACAAACUCUCGACACGCUCUUUUAUCAACCGGCAGAGCCAAAGCAGAAGACAGGAAGAAACUUUGCAGACGGAAGGGUGCUUGUGGCCUUCGGAAAGCUUGGUAUCGCGCCAGGGUGCUUCAGAGAUUAUGUAUGCUCCAAGGUCCAGGGACAGGUUUACCGCCCCAUCCUUUAUGCAGCGGGACCGUUUCAGUCGCUUCCAGCCCACUUACCCUUACAUGCAGCAUGAGAUCGACCUUCCUCCGACCAUUUCCCUCUCGGACGGGGAAGAGCCGCCGCCGUACCAAGGCCCGUGCACCCUGCAGCUCCGGGACCCAGAGCAGCAGAUGGAGCUCAACCGGGAAUCCGUCAGGGCGCCGCCCAACCGAACCAUUUUUGAUAGCGACUUGAUAGACAUCUCGAUGUACAAUGGGGGCCCCUGCCCACCAAGCAGCAAUUCGGGCAUAAGUGCAACCAACUACAGCAGUAAUGGAAGGAUGGAAGGACCGCCCCCGACGUACAGCGAGGUCAUGGGGCACUACCCAGGCUCCUCUUUUUUCCAUCACCAGCACAGCAACGCGCCUCCUCCCUCGCAGAGGGGGAGCAGACUUCAGUUUCAGCAGAACAAUUCAGAGAGCACAAUUGUCCCCAGCAAAGGCCAGGACCGGAAACCAGGGAACCUGGUCUGAGUCACUCUCCCAGGUGCAUUUGAACUGAAGACGAGAUCCAAGCAGGGCGGCGGAGGAAGACCCCCGUGCUCCGGUGCACAAUGUUGUUACAUUUCACGUGGUACAACUUAGUAAAACCAAACGUGCAAACCA
This is a messenger RNA of Cygnus atratus (black swan), 1784 nucleotides long. It is a transcript of the gene LDLRAD4, whose product is annotated as low density lipoprotein receptor class A domain containing 4. The coding region runs from base 720 to 1652 and encodes 310 amino acids. The record is from RefSeq and is a predicted model, not a curated record. Lineage: Eukaryota; Metazoa; Chordata; Aves; Anseriformes; Anatidae. Gene Ontology annotation, molecular function: R-SMAD binding. The transcript has 9 exons. Gene Ontology annotation, biological process: negative regulation of transforming growth factor beta receptor signaling pathway. Gene Ontology annotation, cellular component: Golgi membrane; early endosome membrane.